CCGGUGCCGCCCCCAACCCGGAGGGGCGUGAGGGGACGACGGCGCUUUUCGGCCCCCUCCCCCCGGUGCCGGUGGCGGGGCGGGGCGGGGCGGCUCGAAGAUGGCCGCGGCGGGGGCGGUGGUGGUGGCGGCGGCGGGGCCGGUGCACGGCGGGGCGGGGCGGGGCGCGGCGCGCCAAGUGGCAGUGCGGUUCAGCCAAUCAGGAGCCACCCUCGAGGCGGCCGCGUUCCAUCCCGCCACGGCGGAACCAAUAGGAAAAAGCGGCGGGGCAGGGAGGGGGCGUGGCCACCGCCGACACCGGGCCGCGCGCCGGAGCGCUCCCCCCGCGCCGGGCCCGGCCCCGCGGCCGCCGCCGCCCCGCAUGGAGCCCGCGCCGCCGCCCGCCGCCUGCGCACUGCUGCUGCCGCCGCCCGCCGCCCGCCGUCGCCGCGCCCGUCGCCGCCUCCCGCCCGAGAACGACGGGGCCCCGCAGGCAUUGCCCGGGGCGCGGGGCUGGCUGCGACGCCUGGGGGAACCGCUGGGACUGCAGCCCCCCGAGCAGGAGGCGGUGCUGAGGGUGUUGGACGCGGGGUUGGAGCGGUGCCUGGCGCUGCACGCAGCCUGCAUCCCCCUGCCGGGGCACAGGAAGCUCCCAGGCAAGGCAGGCAUCGAUGAAGUGAUGGCAGCUGCGGUGCUCACCAGCCUUUCCAGCAGCCCACUGGGGCUCGGCCACCCCCCAGCACCUCCUGGCCCAGCAGAGCUUGGCAGUGAGAUCUGGAAGGAGACACCAGCCGUGUCCUUCAGCUGCAGCAGCAGCAGCAACACCAGCGGGGAAUGGAGCUGGGACCCCCCCAGCGACCGCUCCACCCCCUCCACCCCCUCACCCCCACUCUCCAGCCAUGACCCCAGUGCCUUCUUGCCCACCUUGCCACCAGACGAUGGCCCCGAGGAACCUGACAGCACCCACUUCAUGUUUGGAGAGCCCAUCCCGCGGAAGAGGAAGAACUCCACCAAGGUGAUGUUCAAGUGCUUGUGGAAGAGCUGCGGCAAAGUCCUCAGCAGCUCCUCAGGGAUGCAGAAGCACAUCCGAACCGCACACCUGGGCCGCCAAGCCGACCUGGAGCAGAGCGAUGGCGAGGAGGACUUCUACUACACGGAGCUGGACGUGGACGUGGACUCGCUGACGGAUGGGCUCUCCAGCCUGACGCCCGUCUCGCCCACCUCCUCUGUGCCACCCGCCUUCCCCGGCCCCGAGCUGCCGCCCUUCCCCAGCCCUGAGCCGCCUCUGGGCUCCCCCCGCAGCCCCCCACCGCCCCCCGGCCUCUGCCACGUCCACACUGACCACGCGUACCAGGGCUGCCCCUCAGGGCCCACAGCUGGGGAGAAGCGGCCCCCAGGUCCACCCGUGCCCGGUUUGAGGAUGCCGGCGCUGCCCACCCCGACGCUGCCGAAGCCACCCGCCGUCCCCAGGAAGCCGCGGGGGGAGGCCAAGAAGUGCCGCAAGGUGUACGGCAUGGAGAACCGGGAGCUGUGGUGCACGGCGUGCCGCUGGAAGAAGGCCUGUCAGCGCUUCCUCGACUGAGCCCCGCCGCCGCCGUGCCCCCCCCCCAGCUCUCCUUCUUGCACAUUUUGCACUUGAGGUGCCUUCGCGCCCCCCCCCAGCCCGCCACACACACACACAAACACACAGACACACACACAGACACACACACAGACACACACACACACACACACGCGCGCGCGCUCCCCCCGGGGCUGGACUCAGGGAACAGCCCCCACGCUGUUGGGGGGAGGACUGUAGGGCUUCGGGGGGCCGUGCACAGCUGGGCCUGGCCCUGCCUUCCCCCCACCCCAAGCUUUAUGCACACAGCCCCCCCCUCCUCCACGCCAACACAGAGCUUCCCCCCCUUUUCUUUAUCCUCGGAAAAAUAAGCUAACCCUCUCUGUGCCCCCCCACCCAUUGCCUGCAGCCCAUAUCCCUGCUGGGGGGGCCGUGUGCUGCUGGGAAAAGCUGUGCCUUGGGGCUCAGGAUGGGGGGGGGGGGGCAGAGAGGGGUGGGUUCUGCUCCCUGUCCUCGCCUUAACCGGGGGCUGAUGGGCACAUUGGGUGCCCCCCCUGCACCCCGUGGGGUUUUUUACUCUUUGUAGCGUGUUUUUCUCUCUAUGUUUUGUACCUGGGGAGCAGCAGCUCCUGCCGGGGGCCGCGCUCCGGGAAGUGCCUGCAGAACGCGCCCAUUUGCACUAAGCCAAACUGCACAAAGACCUUUUCUGUUUUGUUUUGGUUUUUUAUUUUUUUUUCCUUUUUUU
Phasianus colchicus (ring-necked pheasant) is the source of this 2285-nucleotide messenger RNA. It is a transcript of the gene SLC2A4RG, whose product is annotated as SLC2A4 regulator. The record is from RefSeq and is a predicted model, not a curated record. Gene Ontology annotation, biological process: regulation of transcription by RNA polymerase II. NCBI's taxonomy places the organism in Eukaryota, Metazoa, Chordata, Aves, Galliformes, Phasianidae. Gene Ontology annotation, molecular function: DNA-binding transcription factor activity; RNA polymerase II cis-regulatory region sequence-specific DNA binding. Gene Ontology annotation, cellular component: nucleus.